Cloeon dipterum is the source of this 898-nucleotide messenger RNA. Its product is annotated as farnesol dehydrogenase-like. Gene Ontology annotation, molecular function: oxidoreductase activity. Bases 66 to 842 code for a protein of 258 amino acids. Lineage: Eukaryota; Metazoa; Arthropoda; Insecta; Ephemeroptera; Baetidae. The transcript has 6 exons. The record is from RefSeq and is a predicted model, not a curated record.
ACAGAGAGUAGCGUCAGCAAUUGGCCUUGACGUAAGUCACUUCCCGAUUGAAAUUGAAAACAGUCAUGGAGCGAUGGGCAGGCAGAGUGGCCGUCGUGACAGGGGCAAGCUCAGGCAUCGGAGCUGCGGUGGCCAAGGCCUUGGUGCUCAGCGGCAUGCAGGUGGUCGGGUUUGCCCGAAGAGAUGACAGAGUGAAGGCGUUGGCAGAAGAGCUGGAAGCAUUAAAAGCGUCAGGCAAACUGCACGCUUGCAAAGUGGAUCUGAGCAACCACGACGAACUGCAGAAAGCUUUAAUUUGGACGCGAGAAACAGUCGGCGGUGUGGACGUACUCGUGAACAACGCAGCAAUAUUGCUCUCUACGUCGCUCGCCGGUGAGGGCGAGGAUGAUCCUUUUCCGAAGUGGCGUACCAUGGUUGACCUGAAUUUGAUCGCCGUGCAGGUGCUCACGAAGGAGACUGUCAAAGACAUGCGACGGAGAAACGUCGACGACGGACACAUCGUCCACAUUGGGAGUAUCGUCGGGACAAGAAUAGUUGACAUGCCUGGAAGUUACGCUUAUGCUGGGACCAAACACGCAAUCAGUGUAAUGACUGAGGGCUUGAGAAGGGAGCUCAGAGAUUUGGGAAGUAAGAUCAGAAUUACGAACGUGAGUCCAGGAUUUGUUAAAACCGAUUGGUGGAUGGCAAACGGACUAUCAAAGGAAGAAAGCGAGAAGAUGUACGCGGAAAAUCCGAGCUUGGAGCCAGAGGACGUGGCCAAUGCGGUGCAAUAUGCACUUGGCUGCCCACCUCAUGUGCAGAUCCACCAACUCACAAUCCAACCAGUAGGCGAACACUUCUGAAACUAUACUGCUGUAGAAAAAGAAAUUUAAUAAAGCCGCAGAGUUUGCAAAAUAAA